GAAGAAGAAGAAGAAGAAGAAGAAGAAGCGGAAAAAGAAGAAGAGCGAUUGUUAUUGAAGUUACUGUAAUUUUUUCCAAGACUUCAGACACUGUUACAGAGUUCAAGGUCCCAUGAUGAUUAUGAAUUCACACCGUCUUCAUCUAUGACACACGCUCAGUGACGUCACUGCUUUCGGUUUUGCAUGUGUUACGUGAUUCAGUGUUUUCAGUGUUUCCACUACUACAGGAAUGGCUAGGAAUGAAGAAAAACAGCUUGGAAAAUUAAACCGGUUAUGGCUUCAGAAAGAAAGAGAGGAAGGUCGCAUUAAAGAUGUGCACGUGCCAAGACCGAAACUUGCGACGUUAAAUUCUGUUGCAGCCGUGAAAAAGUGGAUACCGAGCAUCAAGAAUGAAAUAGAAUAUUACCUGCAGCAGUCCCAGUUGUCCCACUACCCAGAGAGGAAGAUAGCAGAGUUCCAGCAGCAAAUUGAGCGACUGGAAAAAGAGUACAAGGCUUACCUUAACAAACUGCGCUUUUUAGACCCCAGCUGUAAACACCAGCUGUGGAGUCCCAGAGCGUACACUAAGAGGAGGACAGACUCUAACGGAGAUCAGUGCACUGGCAAGAGACUCUGUGCCCCUGAUUCUGGUGUUCAAACCAGUUAUCAAGAAAGUUGUGCCACAGCUACCAAAAAUAAGCUGGAUAUAUGUAACUCAUCAGAGCCAGAUCCUACACACCGCUCUGAUCUUCCAGACCAGGAUCUUCCACUCUCCUUUGACCACUCCAGGCUGGCAAUAGCAGUAGCUGGGUCUCGGGUAGCUUCCUCAGGACAGCAGAAUGAACGAAACACCCUGGCUCAUGUCCUGCAUAAAGGCCUCCCCAACCUGCACAGCUCAGCUUUAACACAAGUUCCAGGACUGGCAGAGAGUAAGCAGACCGAACCUCUCUCAUGCACUGAAGGCUCAAACCACACCACGAAUCUCCACCUCACCACCCACUCUGUUCUCAUGCAGACCCCUGAGAAUGCAGCGUGCAAGACUGCAAACUCACGCAAAUGUACACAUACACACAGAUCAUGUUUCAUGUGGAAGCUUCUGUUCCUUCGUGGUUGUCUGUAGGGUUUGUGAA
Molecule: messenger RNA, 1109 nt
Organism: Hemibagrus wyckioides
Lineage: Eukaryota; Metazoa; Chordata; Actinopteri; Siluriformes; Bagridae
Exons: 6
Coding region: 230-1099 (289 amino acids)
Biological process (GO): generation of catalytic spliceosome for second transesterification step
Source: RefSeq, a predicted model, not a curated record